AUGACGCCCGUGUGCCUCAUCGAGGGCGGCGCGGAUGGGCUGCGUGUGACGGAUGCUGGCAUCAGUCUGCUGGAGAGCCUCAACGAGCCUGUGGCAAUUGUCUGCUUGGCAGGACAGUAUCGGACGGGCAAGAGUUUCUUCCUCAAUCAACUCGCGUCUCGUCCCAACGAUUUCCCUGUCAAUUUCAAGAUCGAUGGCUUCCGAGUGGGACCGACAACCGAGUCGUGCACGAGAGGCAUCUGGCUCUGGGCCCCGCAGCCUCCGGUGCGCAAUCCCACGGGCCAAUUGGUUUUGUUCUUGGACACGGAGGGUAUGGCAUCCACAGAUAAUGAUGAGAGCUAUGACGCCAAGAUUUUCUCGCUCGGACUGCUGCUAAGCUCACUUUUCGUGUUCAACACCAUGGGCGUGAUCGACGAAGGCGCCGUUGACCGCCUCUACCUUGUGUCAGAGCUGACCAAACACGUCUGUGUUAGUACACAUCCUGGCACAACACCGGCGUCUAAUAACGGGUUUGGUGGGCACACUACGAGUCCGGAAGAGGCGACACUGAGUGGUGACAAGCUCGAGGAAUCGCGAGCAUUGGCGCCACAUUUCCCGCCGUUUGUGUGGCUGCUGCGUGACUUUCUGCUUGACAUGCAGAUCGACGGCAACGACCUGACUGCUAACCAGUAUCUGGAGAAGGCGCUGGAUGCACGAGACGUUAGUUUGACGGCGUCGGAGAGCACAAAACUGCGCCAGAUUGAGCGGAACCGCACGCGUGCCUCUAUUCGAGUCUUGUUCGGUCGUCGCGAGUGCCUUACACUUGUCCGUCCCGUGACUGACGAGCGCGAUCUACGACGUGCAGCAGAACUUUCGGAUGUUGAGCUGCGACCCGAGUUUGUGGAACAAAUGUCAGCUAUACGACGUCGUCUGUUGUCGUCGGUGGCUGCAAAGGAACUACUAGGCAAGACGCUGAAUGGACCGCAAGUCGCUCAGCUUGUAAAAUGCUACACCGACACGAUGAACAGUGGCGCAGUGCCGGAUAUUAAGGCUGCCUGGGAGUACGUAUCCGAUGCGACCUGUCAAGCUGCCCUUGCUGCUGCUAUCGAGUUAUAUGAUACUCUGAUGGAAGCUACAAGUGGUAAGAAGUCAGUGAAAAAGGCCAAGGAAGAAGGAGAUUCGGACGAGACGGAUGAAGUGGAGGAAGAUACAGACGAAGGUGGAAGUGAUGACGCGGACAGCGGUCCGAAGAUUCUGUCACAGGCGGAAUUUGAAGCCAUUUACAAGGACGCUCAAGAGAAAGCACUAACGCUGUUCAAGGUGCGCUCGGUGGAAGGAGCCUCGAGAGCUACAUGCUUCCAAAAGCUUAAGCAGCACAUGCAUACUCAACGUACAGCUUUAAUCACACAGCUACAGAAGCGGUCCAGUAAGUUCUGCGUCAAGGUACUAGCGAAGCUUCGAGCCAAGUUUUUGACUCGGCCUCUGGCUGCGGGUGCGUGGGAUGCUGCUGCCAAUAAAGAGGAGGCUUUUCAAGCCACGAUGGAAGUUCUGGAAGAAGUGUACGAGCGAAAAGCUCGCGGUCCAGCGAAGAAGAAGGCGUUCUACCAGUUCCUUCGUGUCGACUCGCUUGAGUUCUUUGAAACGUUAUUCCAGCGCAUGGCUACUAGUCAUGCACAAGAGAAGGCUGAGUGGAAUCACACACGAGAACAGCUUGCACAGCAGCAUGUGAACGAGAAAAUGGAGUGGAAACAGCACGUACAAGAGAGAACGAUGGAAGUGCAGCAGCUUCUCGACGCGAAGACGCACUUGGAAGAUAAAAUUGCAACUCAGGUCGAGCGUUUGGCUGAACUACAGCACGCGUCACAACAGCACGUCACUGCGAUUGCAGACUUGGAGAAGGAGCGUCUGGGCUCGAACCAGAAGGUCGAGCAGCUUCAUGAACUAGCAGCAGAGCUGACAAAGGAGCUGGAGAAGACGCAAGUGCGACUACAGCACGAGAAGGAGACCUUGGCUAAAGCCGAAGCCGAGGCACAAAGUACCAAGCACGAGCUGAUGAAACAAGUGGAAGCGCUGCGUACAACACAUCAAGGAGAGAAAGAAGACUGGAUACGACGUGCUGCGGAUCAAGCAGCAGAGAGGACGAUGCUGCAGAAGCAGCUUAAAAAAGCGGAGCUUGAUGCUCAGCAACAGAAGCGAGACAUGGAGCUGCUGGAUAAAGAGCGACAACAGCUACAGCAGUUGUAUGAAACUGAGCUGGAGACACGAGCUCAACUAGCGAGCGAGUAUGAAAACCUUCGAGGCGAUUGCGAUGAACUGGAGCGGAAUCUGAAGCAAAGUUCUACGCAGCAACUCGGUCUGAAACAAGCUGCACAGCGUGAACAAACACGCUUGGAGACUCGUCUACAUCGUUUCCAGACGCAGUUAGGACGCCUAGAAGGCAACCGGGAAGUCGAAGAAGUGCUUCGUGACUGCGUGUCGGAUGUGGUUCGCUUAACGGAUGAAGACAAGAUCAGCAAACUGCAGGAAGAACGUCGCAUGUUGCAAGAGCAACUUGGUGAUCUUCACGAGAAAAUAUCGACCUUACCAGAUUUUUACGUACGCCAGAUUUUCUGUGCCCCAGAACCAGUGCCAAGUUUUUUCGAUGCACUUACCAGUAGUUGGAGACCCUAG
This is a messenger RNA of Phytophthora infestans T30-4, 2649 nucleotides long. RefSeq names its product guanylate-binding protein, putative. Gene Ontology annotation, molecular function: GTPase activity; GTP binding. Lineage: Eukaryota; Oomycota; Peronosporomycetes; Peronosporales; Peronosporaceae. The coding region runs from base 1 to 2649 and encodes 882 amino acids. The transcript is spliced from 4 exons. The record is from RefSeq and is a predicted model, not a curated record.